CAGCAGGCAUCUCAGGCAUGUGUAUUAAAAAGCAAAUAUGGGUUGGUUGGAUUUGGUGAGAAUUCUGAAAUGGUGGGUGACAGGAAGCUCGUUGCUAUUUCUUUAGCCUAUGGGAUGAUGACGUCGACAACGGAGAUUUACAGUGAAGAAAUUCUUCGUUCACCCCCAUUGUAGACAAAAACGUGUUUCGUUCGAAGACCAUGUCAUCGACAUGACAGGGAGCCAUUCCACCACCCCUUCAUUCUUGGUUUAGAACACUCUUGCCUUGAUAAGGGGGGGGUGUUGGUGUAAUACUAAUCGGUCAAUGGAAAUUGAGUGGAUGAAGUGAAUGAAGCAAGAAGAACCCGCCACCGUUACAGAAGCAAAUUCGCUCAGUCCUUCUCUCUGUGUGCUUUGAAUUACCUUCUCCUUUUACAGUUUUGAAUCCUGAGAUAUAUAAACAGGCGCAUAUGUUUCUACUUGUCUUGGCUUGAGAUUCCUCAACUCUGCGCCGCUUGUUUUGGGUCAAUUCGAGUCACGCAAUUGCGACCCAGUAUCUGUGACCACCUGAAUUGCAACUUGAUCGGGCUAUACACGACGAAUUAUGGCCAGUUAACAGUUAAUUUCGCUUUAUUCGGCGCCGAGAAUGCCCCAAGACGCGCCGUCCGAUCACGAAACUGAUGAUUCUGAGGCAGAGUUCGUCGAGAUCGAUCCCUCUGGACGAUAUGGUCGGUACAAAGAAGUUCUGGGGAAAGGGGCGUUCAAGAAGGUAUAUAGAGCGUUUGAUGAGUUGGAAGGAAUUGAAGUAGCUUGGAAUCAAGUGAGGAUUGCUGAUCUCUUAAGGAAUUCAGAGGACUUGGAGCGAUUGUAUUCUGAAGUUCAUUUGCUUAAGACUCUCAAACACAAGAACAUAAUCAAAUUUUACAGCUCUUGGGUUGAUACCAAGAAUGAGAAUAUCAACUUCAUCACGGAGAUUUUCACUUCUGGAACAUUGCGGCAAUAUCGGAAGAAACAUAAGCAUGUUGAUAUGAGAGCUUUGAAAAAUUGGUCUAGGCAGAUCUUAGAGGGCCUUUUAUAUCUUCACAGUCACGACCCGCCUGUUAUCCAUCGUGAUCUUAAGUGUGAGAAUAUGUUUGUCAAUGGGAACCAGGGGGAGGUGAAGAUUGGAGACUUAGGACUUGCCACCAUUCUCCGCCAGGCUCGUUCAGCUCACAGUGUCAUUGGCACUCCCGAGUUUAUGGCACCGGAACUUUAUGAGGAGGAAUACAAUAAGCUUGUCGAUAUUUAUGCCUUCGGAAUGUGCUUGCUGGAGCUGGUGACCUUUGAAUACCCAUAUUCUGAAUGUGCCAAUGCUGCUCAAAUAUUCAAGAAAGUGACGUCAGGAAUCAAGCCAGCAUCAUUGGAAAAGGUGAAGGAUCCUGGAGUCAAAGCAUUUAUAGAAAAAUGUAUUGCAAAAGUCUCCCAGCGGUUGUCUGCAAAGGAACUUUUAAUGGAUCCUUUUCUCCAGUCUAACGAAGAUACGGAAAUAAUAGAACAACCCCCACCACACAGUCCCAACACUGCAGAUUUGAAGGAUCCCAUGUCUGAGGGCAGUCGAGACUUCGAGGUACAGGGCCAAAGGAAGGACUUGAACACUAUAUUUCUGAAACUAAGAAUAGCAGAUUCCACAGGCCACGUCCGGAAUAUCCACUUCCCAUUUGAUACCGAGGUUGAUACAGCACUUUCUGUAGCCAGUGAAAUGGUUGAGGAACUAGACCUGACAGAUCAAGAUGUAUUAACUAUUGCUGCUAUGAUUGACUCGGAAAUUCAAUUUUAUAUUCCGGAGUGGGCAGCCAUGGAACUUUCUGGAGAUAAUGUUGGAUGUGGUGUUGCAACUUCUGGCAACUCUCCCUAUGAGGUGAACAAUGAUGCCUCUCCUUUGACAACUGAAUCUACCUCUUGUCCUGGUAAUCUUGUGCUGGAACGACUGCCUUCAGGCCGGAAGUUCUGGUCAGAUUCACCUCAGACAGUGGACAGAAGCUCUCCAUUUAAUCCUGGGCCUUCAAAUUUGUCCUUGGAAGGUUCAGCAACCUGUGGAAAUAACUGGACAGAAGAAAAUGAACAAUAUCCAGGUAGACUCAGAGAUGGAGGCUCAAAUGCAUCACUUGGGCAGUUGGAAGAUGAGCACAUGCUCCACAAUAACGUAGAGGAGAGAGAAGCUGCUUUGGCUACUGAUUCUCAAUUUGAUGAAAAUAACAGAGCUACAAAUUUUUAUUCCACCGAGGGGUCGCAUCCAAUGGGUGAAAACAGUGAAACCUCAAGAGAUAUUGAUUCCGAUGAUUUCUUCAGAAUCACUAAGGAGAAAAUUGAGAAUCUGUUGCUUGAACAGAAAAAGGAGCUAGAUGAACUAAGGAGGAAGCAUGAAUUGGCCAUGUCAAAGCUCUUGAAGGGACUUCCUCCAGAAAUUUGUAGCAAAGUCUUGAAAACUUGCAACCUGAAUGACUACAGAGCGCAUUGCCAGCUUUAGUGCAGUCCGGGAAUUCAGCCCUGGAAGGCUGUUUCUAGCAUAUGCAAGUUGUACUGCCACUGGAAUAUGUCUUCGACAAGCAAUCGAUUUAGCAAUAAUCUCACUCACCCUAAAAGUUUUGAAGAUAUCCCACGAACAUCAAAUGUAGAAUUCUAAGUUGGUGACACAAAUGGGAUGGGAAGCAGGAAAGAUGCAUGCUUGGAUCCAUCUUUAGGGAGAACGAAAUUGUUGCAUUAAUGCACUUUCUAGAAUGAUAUAAUUGAAGGAGAAAAAUCUAGAAAGAAUCAUUUCUAGAAGAUAGAUAUUUAGAGGGACUAUUCUAGAAAAAGUAAAAAACUGUAAACCCAAUUGGAAAGUCAACGGUGCAGCCUAUAUGUAUGCUUGAAGAGUUCAACGUACUUAAGAAAAAAAACUACAAACUCAUUUUGCCCAAA
Molecule: messenger RNA, 2919 nt
Organism: Diospyros lotus (date-plum)
Lineage: Eukaryota; Viridiplantae; Streptophyta; Magnoliopsida; Ericales; Ebenaceae
Product: probable serine/threonine-protein kinase WNK3
Exons: 9
Coding region: 626-2485 (619 amino acids)
Biological process (GO): protein phosphorylation; intracellular signal transduction
Cellular component (GO): cytoplasm
Molecular function (GO): ATP binding; protein serine/threonine kinase activity
Source: RefSeq, a predicted model, not a curated record